Molecule: messenger RNA, 326 nt
Organism: Dentiscutata erythropus
Lineage: Eukaryota; Fungi; Glomeromycota; Glomeromycetes; Diversisporales; Gigasporaceae
Source: the annotation of a GenBank genome assembly
AUUUAGUUCGUCCAGCUAACAUGAUAUGGCCUCAAUCUCUUGUCUUCGCUUCUAUGUACAACACAUUACAUGGCAAUGGCAAUGUUUCAGAAACAAAUGAUAAAAUUCGAUUUUUUAUCGUCGCUUUUAUUUCAAUGUUCAUUUGGCAGUUUGUGCCAGAAUAUAUAUUUCCUUGGUUAGCCGGUGCAGCCAUGUUAUGCCUUAUCGCUCCAAAUAAUAAUGCGGUAAAGACAUUGGGAAGUGUUUAUAGUGGUGCUGGGAUUCUUAGCUUUUCCUUUGAUUGGAAUGCUAUUAGUCAAGUUUCUCCUCUGUUCACUCCAUGGUAA